AUGCCCGAUAUUCCAAGCGAGAUUUUUUCACUCAGCCCGCGAAAGUUAUCACUUGUUCAAUGUGGUAUUCAACAAAUAUCGAAGCGUAGUCUGCAAUCAGCAUCUGUACUAAGUGAGUUAAAUCUGGCACAGAACAAUAUAACGGAACUUACAAACGAUGCCUUCGAUCAUCAUUACCGUCCGCUAUUAACGCUCAAUCUUACUGCAAACUCCAUCAGCGUCAUACAGAGUUACGCCUUCCAAUAUCUGACUUCACUUACGGUGCUUCUAUUAUCUCAAAACAAGUUACAAACGUUGGCCGGAAACGUAUUUUCGCCCUUAACAGCGCUGAAAAGCGUAAAUCUCGCCAGCAACGAACUGCGUGUACUGGAAGAAGGUCUGUUCUCAACAAAUGCACAGAUCACCACAAUCCAGCUUCAAAAUAAUCAAAUCAACACCGUCGACGGAAACGUGUUUUACAGUGAAGCUGAUAGCCAACUUCCUAGCUUAGAGUACAUUAUACUUCGCGAUAAUAACAUAACAGAGAUUAACAUUCCCAAUGUAAGAGUAUCCAAUCUCAUACUAAGCAACAACAGGAUAACGCACAUCCACGUAUCAUCCAAGGUGCACUAUCUAGAAGCUGAAAAUAACCGGAUAUCCUCCAUCACGUUCGAUAACGUGGCAGAAGCCGAACUGCAGCAACUAAAACUAAAGAAUAAUUCGAUAUCUUCUCUUGACGUCAUUGGACAAUUGGAAAAGCUAGAAACACUGGACGUGUCUUACAACUCGCUCGAUCCGCUAAACGUAACAACCUUCGGAAUGCUCAAACACUUGACAGUGCUGGACUUGGCGAAAACGAACAUAUCAAAUCUGCAGCACGGUACUUUCGGGCAUCAGGAGGCUUUAACAUGGCUCGAUCUGUCGUACAAUAAUUUGGACCAACUGGAUAUAGAUAUGCUAGUGUCAUCUUCGAGAUUGAAAAGCCUUUACCUAGAAGGCAAUCCCCUGACGCACUUGGAAUUUUCCCAGAUGAAAACAUAUUUCCCAGAACUUAAAGAUAUUGGUAUUGGUGACAAUGACUGGAGCUGUGCGUACCUAACCAAACUGGUAGCCUACUGCAAUGAACAGUCAAUAGAACUCUACAAAGCGGCCUCUUUGGAUGUUCCCAAAAAUCAGCCACAUGUAAAAGGUGUAUACUGUUCCGAUGAUAAGCAUCUGACGCGCAACUGGACGACGGCCGUACAGCAUUUGUAUAAUGAUACCAACCGAUCUGCUGGCGAUGCUCUAGAGCUACUGUUCCGGAACGUUUUGGCAGACGUUAGAAGAUCCGGCAGCGAUCAUUCCGAAGCGAUCAAUAAAACUCUCGAUGUGGUAGUGUUUAAUCUAACCAAACAACUGUUUCAAAUGCAGAGCGAUCUCGACACUCUCCGCCAGGCGCAGCUUGAGACACAACUGACAUAUUUGUCGAAUCACACACAAAACUCCAACUAUAGCUUGGAAGAGUUGAAACGAGUAAUAGAAAGUACCAACAACUUGAGGUUGGAUAAGCAAGAGCUUGCUAUCAAAACGAUGGAGUUCAACUUUAGCCAACAGUUGUCGAAAGUAGACGAGGCGCUGGAAAUGGCAAAAAAGAAUGGUGCUAAACUGACAGUUCUAGAGAAACGAAUCGAGCAAUUAGUAGAUAGUGUAGUAAAGUCGAAGGAUAUAUACAGCAUCUUAGCAGCGGAAAAGCAGACUUACCAAACAAAAGAUAAUAUUGGCUCUCCCAAUGAGGGCAACGCUUUGAUCGGCACUGUACUGGCUAUAGUCUGUUUGAUGCUAAGUCUGCAAGUUUUCGUUAUGUACAACAAACAUCGUCGAUCGCAAAGAAUUAAACGAAGCCAAACUUCUCAUGAAAAUACAAGUUUAACGGCGAUCGUGGACCAUCAAAUAUAAAAAAAAAAUUAUGGUCAGCGAGUGUUUAAAAUUGAUCUGCAACUCAUUGUUGUUACGCAGUGCAUAAUAUACGAAACAUAAUCAAAUUUUUACUUCAACCAUAGCUUGAUCCUAAGAUCGAGCGUUCUAUAAUGUAUUCCUAUUUCUAAUUCAUUCCGUUUUUCACAAAGCAUUGACUCCAUUCGCAAAGUUUAUUAUCGCUAGCAGACCCCGCAAACUUCAUAAUGCCCAAAGAUAAAUUUAGGAAAUGAAAUAAACGUUCAUUAGAAUCAACAUGGUUACUGUGCAUGACGUUAGCUGAACAUCAAACAAAGAAACG
Molecule: messenger RNA, 2233 nt
Organism: Anopheles cruzii
Lineage: Eukaryota; Metazoa; Arthropoda; Insecta; Diptera; Culicidae
Product: carboxypeptidase N subunit 2-like
Exons: 1
Coding region: 1-1914 (637 amino acids)
Molecular function (GO): protein binding
Source: RefSeq, a predicted model, not a curated record